CGCGCGGGGCCCGGGCCAUGUGUCGCGCGCGGCUCCGCCUCCCGCCGGUCCUCUGAGGCAGCGGCCGGUGGGAAACGCUGAGAGCUAGACAGACGCCUAUGCCGGCCGUGCUGUGCUAUGACUGGUCUCAGCGAGGCUGGGUGACGCUCCAGGAUGGGAGACAAGCCAAUUUGGGAGCAGAUUGGAUCCAGCUUCAUUCAACAUUACUACCAGUUAUUUGAUAAUGACAGAACCCAACUAGGAGCAAUUUAUAUUGAUGCAUCAUGCCUUACGUGGGAAGGACAGCAGUUCCAGGGAAAAGCUGCCAUUGUGGAGAAGUUGUCUAGCCUUCCGUUCCAGAAAAUCCAGCACAGUAUCACUGCACAGGACCAUCAGCCCACACCAGAUAGCUGUAUCAUCAGUAUGGUUGUGGGCCAGCUCAAGGCUGAUGAAGACCCCAUCAUGGGGUUCCACCAGAUGUUUCUAUUAAAGAACAUCAAUGAUGCUUGGGUUUGCACCAAUGACAUGUUCAGGCUUGCCCUGCACAACUUUGGCUGACCUCCUCCUGACCACUUACUUAUUCACGCUGUUUCCUCCUCCCUCCUUUUUCCGAUACUAUCACACUCCUCCAGAUGCUCCAAAUAUCAUACACAAAUAAGCAAGGCUGAGGUGGGAGUAGGUGCAGUGCUCUGCCCCCACCAAGGUGUUGUGCAUGAUGUUUGGAUGUUAGAUUAGUUGCAUCUGACAGGAGAAGUUUGUGUUGUACCAGCGCAUGCCUUGGAAAGACUUAAGUAAUGCAACAGGUUGUCUUUUUUUUUUUUAAUCUACUGACAAGAUGCUCUAGUAACCCAAAGAAGUGAAGGAGAAAGCAGCUGCCUCACCGCCCAGAUAUUGAUUUGUUCAGAUGUUUCAAAUGCCUCAUGAUACAAUAAAACCACAAAAAUUUU
This is a messenger RNA of Perognathus longimembris pacificus (Pacific pocket mouse), 926 nucleotides long. It is a transcript of the gene Nutf2, whose product is annotated as nuclear transport factor 2. Gene Ontology annotation, cellular component: nuclear pore central transport channel. Lineage: Eukaryota; Metazoa; Chordata; Mammalia; Rodentia; Heteromyidae. The record is from RefSeq and is a predicted model, not a curated record. The coding region runs from base 154 to 537 and encodes 127 amino acids. The transcript is spliced from 5 exons. Gene Ontology annotation, biological process: protein import into nucleus.